AUGUAUUUAGUUUUAUUAGAUGAUAUAGAUAAAAUAAGAACAUAUAGUUGGGGGUCUGCUACACUAGCGCACCUAUAUCGGUCUUCGUGUAACAAUGCAAUAGCAAAUUCAGGAAAUUUUACCGGAUGUGGUGUUCUUCUUCAAGCUUGGGGAUGGUCAAGAAUGACCAAUCUAGCACCUAUCCAACAAAAUAAUUUUGAAUUCCCAUACGCUACAAGGUGGUCUUCACUUGGGAUGAAUUACGACAACUGUCCCCAUUUCAGUAUCACCCAAUACAAAAAUCUUAUAGAUCAUUUGGGACAAGAUGAUUUUAUUUGGCGGCCAUAUCUUGGUCUAGAAGCCAUUCAUGAAGUUAACCAACGCAACUCUGCAGUGUGGAGUGCAAAAGUACCGAUUAUCAACUUCGCCACCGUGGAGAUGCACAACAGUGAUCGUGUAAAGCUUCAGUUUGGAAUGCUUUAA
Messenger RNA from Lathyrus sativus (Indian pea), 462 nucleotides. The record is from the annotation of a GenBank genome assembly. Lineage: Eukaryota; Viridiplantae; Streptophyta; Magnoliopsida; Fabales; Fabaceae.